This is a messenger RNA of Cuscuta campestris, 2401 nucleotides long. The record is from the annotation of a GenBank genome assembly. Lineage: Eukaryota; Viridiplantae; Streptophyta; Magnoliopsida; Solanales; Convolvulaceae.
AAAUCCCAUCUUCUCCAUCUGCCAACGACCAGGCCCUCCAAUAAUUCUUCCAAUAUUUCUGUGUUCUUUGCAAAUAAUUUUCUUUAAAAAAAAAAGAUCACAAGAGGAUUGUGUUGUGUUGGUUUCACCUGCCAAUCCAAUCCGAUCACAUUUUUUCUUUUCUUUUGUCUCUUAAGGGAGAUCUGAGAUUUUUCCCAAAACCCAAUCUUCUCUUUUUUCUUGAUUUCUGUGUUUAUUCCGGAGAGAAAUGGAGAUAUCAGUUCUUUAAACUGCUUUUGCAUACUUCAUCUUUUUUUGGUGUUCUAGUCGAAAGAUCGGAGUCUUGAUUCUGUUAUCUGAGAAAGCUGAGAUUUUUUUAAUUGAUGUAUCGGUUUCUUGAACUGAGAAUUUGAAGCUGUUGGUUUCUUGAACUGAGAACUUAAAGCUGUUGGUUUCUUGAAGCUUUCUGGGCUAAUGGGUAAUUGUUGUGCUUCACCUCUGACUACUGAUGAGAAGAAGGGGAAAAAGCCAAACCCCUUUUCCAUAGACUACGCUGGAAACCAUACGCCUGGAAAUGGAGGGCACAGGUCCUAUGUGUUGGAAGACCCAACAGGGCACGAUAUAGAGGCCACAUACGAGCUGGGGCGUGAACUUGGCCGGGGAGAAUUUGGGGUUACUUACUUGUGUACGGAUAAGUCAACUGGAGAACAUUUGGCCUGCAAAUCGAUAUCGAAGAAGAAGCUGAGGACUAGAGUGGAUAUUGAAGAUGUUAGGAGGGAGGUUGAGAUCAUGAGGCAUUUGCCCAAGCAUCAAAACAUUGUGACCUUGAAGGAUACAUACGAGGAUGAUCAAGCCGUCCAUCUGGUGAUGGAGCUGUGUGAGGGCGGUGAGUUGUUUGAUCGGAUUGUUGCGAGGGGUCAUUACACUGAGAGGGCUGCCGCUGCGGUUACUCGCACCAUUGUUGAAGUUAUUCAGAUGUGUCAUAAACAUGGCGUGAUGCAUCGUGAUCUCAAACCUGAAAACUUUCUGUUUGCAAACAAGAAAGAAACUGCAGCCCUAAAAGCCAUUGAUUUCGGGCUUUCGAUUUUCUUUAAACCUGGCGAGAGAUUUAAUGAGAUUGUGGGAAGUCCAUAUUACAUGGCUCCAGAGGUUCUGAAAAGAAACUACGGCCCAGAAGUGGAUGUUUGGAGUGCCGGCGUGAUUCUCUACAUCUUACUAUGCGGUGUUCCACCAUUUUGGGCAGAAACUGAACAAGGUGUUGCUCAAGCAAUCAUAAGGUCUGUUGUGGAUUUCCGAAGAGAUCCCUGGCCUAAGGUGUCUGAUAAUGCAAAGGACCUUGUGAAGAAGAUGCUCAACCCGGACCCUACCAAGCGUCUUACUGCUCAGGAAGUUCUAGAUCAUCCUUGGUUACAGAACGCAAAGAAGGCUCCUAAUGUUUCUUUGGGUGAAACUGUAAAAGCAAGGCUCAAGCAGUUCUCCAUGAUGAAUAAACUGAAGAAAAGAGCUCUGAGGGUGAUAGCCGAGCAUUUGUCAGUGGAGGAAGUGGCUGGAAUAAAGGAAGGGUUCCAACUAAUGGACACAAGCAACAAAGGGAAGAUCGACAUCAAUGAGUUGAGAGUCGGUUUGCAGAAACUCGGCCAUCAAAUCCCCGAUUCGGAUCUCCAAAUUCUUAUGGAAGCUGGUGAUGUGGAUAAAGAUGGUCAUCUGGAUUGUGCGGAGUUUGUGGCGAUUUCUGUUCACCUAAGGAAGAUGGGAAAUGAUGAACACUUGAAGAAAGCAUUUGAGUUUUUUGACAAGAACCAGACCGGAUACAUAGAGAUUGAGGAGCUACGCGAUGCCUUAGCUGAUGAUAUCGACACAAACAGCGAAGAAAUUGUCAAUGCUAUUAUGCAAGAUGUAGAUACUGACAAGGAUGGGAGGAUAAGCUAUGAUGAGUUCGCUGGAAUGAUGAAGGCUGGGACAGACUGGAGAAAGGCCUCAAGGCAGUAUUCUCGAGAACGAUACAAUGAUCUGAGCUUGAGAUUGAUGAAGGAUGGGUCCUUGACCGGUGAGGGUAGAUAGCUAUGAAGACGGGCGAUAGAGAGAUUUUUAACCAAAGAAGUUGUACAAGGAAAGGUGUUCUUUUGUUUUUUUUUCUUUCUUUUUUUUGUGUGGAUAUUCUUUCAUUUUUCUCACUUAAAAAAAUGAUGAUUCAAAUGUACUGUAUGUGUGAAUCCCACUGUUGUUGAUCAAGAUAGAAUUGGUUUCUAGCUGCCACUGCUUGUUGGCUUUUGUGUAGUGAGUGAUUUUUUUUCUUUCUCUUUUGAUGUUUUUUGUGUUGUUUGAAAAGGCUGAUCCAGUUCUCAGUUGUAUUUUAGUCUAAAAAUGUUGAAGGCUCUGUUUAUGUAACAUAUUGUUGUUCUAAUCAAGUGUUCUCCUUUGA